This is a messenger RNA of Paramecium sonneborni, 541 nucleotides long. The record is from the annotation of a GenBank genome assembly. NCBI's taxonomy places the organism in Eukaryota, Ciliophora, Oligohymenophorea, Peniculida, Parameciidae.
UUAAAAUGUCAGACGUGGAGGAUUGGGAGUAAUACGCUGAAGAAGAAUAAGAAGUGAAGUAAGAAGUGAAGUAAGUAAAUAUGAUAGUUGAUAAUAACCCAUAAUAAGGUUAAAAUAAAUAUAAGGAAUCAGAAGUAUAAUCAAAAGAAUAAGAUAUGAAUAAUGUGUUUGAUUUAUUUGGAGGAGACAAACCAGUUAAAAAGAAUAUAGGAUAAGCAGAUUUGAAGAAAAUUGGUGAGAAUUUUGCAGCUGCUUUGUAAAAUGUUGGUCCAAAUUAUUCAACUGAAUUCUUGAAAACAUUAAUAACAAAAUUGGAAGGAAAACUAUAAUUGAAUCAUUUUGAAGAAUUAUUCAAGGUUGUAGAAGAGAUUUAUAUAAAAAAAAGAAAACAAUUUGAAGCAGAGGAAGCAAUUAAAAAAAAGAGUCAAUUGCAAGGUGCACCUAAAGGAGUUUCAUUUGGAAAGACUAAAAAUAUAGUAGAGGAUGAAGAAGAUGAUUUUGAUAAUUUAGAUGAUGAUGAUGAUGAAUUCAUGUGAUAAAU